Molecule: messenger RNA, 2026 nt
Organism: Papaver somniferum (opium poppy)
Lineage: Eukaryota; Viridiplantae; Streptophyta; Magnoliopsida; Ranunculales; Papaveraceae
Product: squalene monooxygenase-like
Exons: 8
Coding region: 184-1734 (516 amino acids)
Biological process (GO): sterol biosynthetic process
Cellular component (GO): membrane; endoplasmic reticulum
Molecular function (GO): squalene monooxygenase activity; flavin adenine dinucleotide binding
Source: RefSeq, a predicted model, not a curated record
UGAAAUUACACGGACAGACAAAUAUCACAAUUCACAAAGAAAGCCAAUUUCACAGAGAGAGAGAGAAGAGAGAGAAGAAGACAACGUCCUCGUCAUCUUCUUUAUCUUCUUCUUCUUUCUUUCUUUCUUUCUUUCUUUCUUUCUUGUUUUACUGUUUUCUCCAUUGUUUUUGUUACUAGAACAAUGAUUCAGUACAUCUUAGGAGGAAUCCUAGCAUCAUUGAUAGGGCUUUUAUUUUUAUUGAAAUUAAAUGGAAAUAAGAAGAAUAAAAAGAAUGAGAUCCGAGAUGAAUGUGUUAAGAGUUCUAUCAAUGGUGAUUUACGAUCCAAUGGUGAUACGGAUAUUAUAAUUGUUGGUGCUGGUGUUGCUGGUGCUGCUCUUGCUUACACCCUUGGAAAGGAUGGACGACGAGUUGUUGUGAUUGAGAGAGAUUUAACCGAGCCUGACAGAAUUGUUGGAGAACUGUUACAACCAGGAGGCUACCUGAAGUUGAUAGAAUUGGAUCUUCAGGAUUGUGUAGAGCAAAUUGAUUCCCAAAGAGUUCUAGGUUAUGCUCUUUUCAAGGAUGGUAAAGAUACUAGACUCACAUAUCCCUUGGAAAAGUUCCACUCAGAUGUGGCUGGGAGAAGCUUUCACAAUGGCCGCUUUAUUCAAAGGAUGAGGGAGAAAGCCUCUACCCUUCCCAAUGUGCGGUUGGAGCAGGGAACUGUAACAUCCUUACUAGAAGAAAAUGGGACCAUUAAGGGAGUAUUGUACAAGACUAAGUCUGGUGAAGAAAUAAAUGCAUAUGCUCCUCUAACAAUUGUCUGCGAUGGUUGCUUUUCAAACUUGCGUCGUUCUCUCUGCAGCCCGAAGGUUGAGGUUCCCUCAUGCUUUGUUGGCUUGAUCCUUGAGAACUGCAAGCUUCCCCAUCAAAACCAUGGGCAUGUAAUUCUAGCAGACCCUUCACCAAUCUUAUUUUAUCAAAUCAGCAGUACCGAAGUUCGGUGUUUGGUUGACGUACCUGGCCAAAAAGUACCAUCUAUUGGAAACGGUGAAAUGGCCAUAUAUUUGAAGACUAUGGUGGCUCCUCAGAUUCCUCCUCAGAUAUAUGAUUCCUUUAUAGCAGCAAUUGACAAAGGAAACAUAAGAACAAUGCCAAACAGAAGCAUGCCAGCUGCUCCUCUUCCCACUCCAGGUGCCUUGUUAAUGGGAGAUGCAUUCAAUAUGCGCCACCCUUUAACCGGCGGAGGGAUGACUGUGGCAUUGUCUGACAUUGUUGUUCUACAGAAUCUUCUUAAGCCUUUGAGGAACCUGAAUGAUUCAGCCUCUUUAUGUAAAUAUUUGGAAUCCUUUUAUACCUUGCGGAAGCCUGUGGCAUCUACCAUAAAUACUUUGGCUGGAGCCUUGUACAAGGUCUUCUGUGCUUCUCCUGAUCAGGCAAGGAAGGAAAUGAGAGAAGCAUGUUUCGACUAUUUGAGUCUUGGAGGGGUUUGUGCUGAAGGCCCAGUAGCUUUACUCUCUGGACUCAAUCCACGCCCAUUGAGCUUAGUUUGCCAUUUCUUUGCUGUGGCCAUAUUCGGAGUUGGCCGUUUAUUGCUACCAUUUCCAUCACCCAAACGUCUAUGGAUUGGAGCUAAAUUAAUUUCGACUGCAUCUGGCAUUAUAUUUCCAAUUAUAAAGGCUGAAGGAGUCAGACAAAUGUUUUUUCCUGCCACAGUUCCAGCAUACUACAGAUCGCCACCAGUCGAGUAGAAACAGGCCAUACAUAAGAUAGAGAAGGGUCAGUAUUUGAUAUUGUAAUUUGUACCAGUAAAAUAGGUCGUCCUAUUCCCAAGAUCUAAAUUAAGUUUAGGGAAAGACGUUUAUGUGCAGAAUUUGUUCAUAUAGGAAUAUUCCUUUACUGGUUCUUUGCAACUUGUACGAACUGGAUUGUUUGUAUCUAAACUCUUGAAAACAAGUGGAUUACAUGUUGCUGUGGAAUCUGGCCUUUUUCUUUGUUAUCUCGGUUGAAUUUGUAAUGAGAGUAACUGAUUCUUUGAUUGUC